Messenger RNA from Dothidotthia symphoricarpi CBS 119687, 774 nucleotides. RefSeq names its product SGNH hydrolase. NCBI's taxonomy places the organism in Eukaryota, Fungi, Ascomycota, Dothideomycetes, Pleosporales, Dothidotthiaceae. Bases 1 to 774 code for a protein of 257 amino acids. Gene Ontology annotation, molecular function: hydrolase activity, acting on ester bonds. The transcript is spliced from 3 exons. The record is from RefSeq and is a predicted model, not a curated record.
AUGAUAUCUUCUGACGAUUUGCCCGAGUUUGUGCUUUUCGGCGACUCGUUGACCGAAUGGAGCUUCGACGACAAGACGCAAGGCUUCGGGUUGUUCCUCGAACAGCAAUAUCAUGGAAAAGCACAGAUAGUGAACGAAGGCCAAGCAGGGUACUACACAUCCACCGACCUCGCCUUAGACUUCGACCGCAUCAUCACGCGCGCCGUCUCCCCACGCGCCCCACCCACCCUCCUCUUCACCAUCUUCCUCGGCGCAAACGACGCUUGCCUCGUCGCCGACAACAAAGAAUAUGUCCCGCUCUCCACCUUCGCAGCAAACAUCCGCACUUUUGUCGAAACAAUCCUGACUCAAGACGCCCUGUCCGCGACGAAAAUUGUGCUGAUCACGCCCCCGCCGAUCAACCGCCCGACGACCAAAUGGGGCGAGAAAUCAGAUUACGCAUACAAGACGUAUGUGAGUAAGAGGCGAUAUGCAGAAAAGAUUAUGCAGAUCGCGGCCGAGUAUGGCGAGACGGGGAGGGUGGUGGGGCUGGAUUAUUGGGGGUCGUUGAUUGAUGCUGCGUUGGAGGUGGAGGGGAGAGGGGCGGAGGAUCAGGCGGUUAAGUAUGGGGAGGAAAAGUUACCGGGGUGUGGGCUGGUGGGCGCGAAGGAGUUUGGGGAGGGCUGGUUUACGGAUGGAUUGCAUCUGGAUGUCAAGGGGUAUGCGGUGCUGUCUAAGGGGUUGAUGGAGGUUGUGGUGGGGAAGUGGCCUGAGUUGGCACCGGAGCGUCUUUGA